Molecule: messenger RNA, 1317 nt
Organism: Mandrillus leucophaeus (drill)
Lineage: Eukaryota; Metazoa; Chordata; Mammalia; Primates; Cercopithecidae
Gene: TBXA2R
Product: thromboxane A2 receptor
Exons: 5
Coding region: 415-1317 (300 amino acids)
Biological process (GO): positive regulation of cytosolic calcium ion concentration; adenylate cyclase-activating G protein-coupled receptor signaling pathway; positive regulation of vasoconstriction
Cellular component (GO): plasma membrane
Molecular function (GO): thromboxane A2 receptor activity
Source: RefSeq, a predicted model, not a curated record
GAGCGAGCCGCGGGCUGCCAGCGGCCCCUACCCGUCCCAGCUCGGCUUAGCCCCCGCGGACUCCUCCAGGCCGCGCCCCCGGGGCAUCCUGUGCCGCCACGCCCUCCAUCUGUGUCCCGCGGUGACGGGGCAGCGCCAGGGUCCUCUGCUGGGCCCGCCCCUGGCCACAGCCAGACUGACUCAGUUUCCCUGGGAGGCCCCACUGGAGCCCGUCCUUCCCUUCCCUCUGCCUGCCCCCAGCCGUCGCCCCAGCCUCGGCGCCCGCACAUCUGCCUGGACCCCCGUGCGCAGGAUCCAGCCAGGUGGGAGCCCCGCAGAUGAGGUCUCUGAAGGUGUGCCUGAACCAGUGCCAGCCUGCCCUGUCUGCAGCACCAGCCUGAUGGGGUGGUGACCGAUCCCGCAGGCUCCGGAGCCAUGUGGCCCAACGGCAGUUCCCUGGGGCCCUGUUUCCGGCCCACAAACAUUACCCUGGAGGAGAGGCGGUUGAUCGCCUCGCCCUGGUUCGCCGCCUCCUUUUGCGUGGUGGGCCUGGCCUCCAACCUGCUGGCCCUGAGCGUGCUGGCGGGGGCGCGGCAGGGGGGUUCGCACACGCGCUCCUCCUUCCUCACCUUCCUCUGCGGCCUCGUCCUCACCGACUUCCUGGGGCUGCUGGUGACCGGUGCCAUCGUGGUGUCCCAGCACGCCGCGCUCUUCGAGUGGCACGCCGUGGACCCCGGCUGCCGUCUCUGCCGCUUCAUGGGCGUCGUCAUGAUCUUCUUCGGCCUGUCCCCGCUGCUGCUGGGGGCCACCAUGGCCUCGGAGCGUUUCCUAGGCAUCACCCGGCCCUUCUCGCGCCCGGCGGUCACCUCGCAGCGCCGCGCCUGGGCCACCGUGGGGCUGGUGUGGGCGGCCGCGCUGGCGCUGGGCCUGCUGCCCCUGCUGGGCCUGGGUCGCUACACCGUGCAAUACCCGGGGUCCUGGUGCUUCCUGACGCUGGGCACCGAGUCUGGGGACGUGGCCUUUGGGCUGCUCUUUUCCAUGCUGGGCGGCCUCUCGGUUGGGCUGUCCUUCCUGCUGAACACCGUCAGCGUGGCCACCCUGUGCCACGUCUACCACGGGCAGGAGGCGGCCCAGCAGCGUCCCCGGGACUCCGAGGUGGAGAUGAUGGCUCAGCUCCUGGGCAUCAUGCUGGUGGCCAGCGUGUGUUGGCUGCCCCUGCUGGCCAGCCCAUCUGCUGAGGAUUCAGGAACUGGGGGUGCUGGAUGGACAGUGGGCGUCAGCAGCAGGGUUUUGGGCCCCAGGAAGGGCGCGGGGACAUUGGAAGAGGGUCUUGCAUAG